AUGGGCGAGAGGAUUACCCUCCAGCGGAGGGGCUCAAAGGCUGAGUUUCAGCUAUCGUCGUUUGCGACGUUUUCCCUGUUCGAAAAGCAUGUCAAAAGCAAGUUAGAGGUUGACUCCGAAGAGUUCGUGGUGACAGACUUCGACCGUGAAACCGUCAUCGACGAAGCGGUCUACUUAUCGAUGCGGGCUGGCGACUACUGGCGGCGCAACCCAAAGGCCAACCGCUUGUUUUUGGUGCUCGACAGCAUCAACGACCCUCUCGAGGGUGAUGUCGAGCUGGAGGUGUCGUACCAGCCGCACUUCAACACUAUCACCAAGAGCGGAGAUGCCCACUUCAGCAAGAUCCCGCACGCUGUCGCGGAGCUCGUCGACAACUCUAUCCAGGCAACCACCGACAAUGUGGGGCCCCGCACGGUGGAGAUUGAGGUCGAGCUGGGGGGUAGGGGGGGUAGCUUCCUCGUGGUGAAGGACAACGGCAGAGGGAUGAACGCUUCCGGGCUGAAGGACUUUGCGACCUACUUCCUCACGCAGGUGGUGACCAAGACGGCCCGUCUUCCAGACGUGUGCGAGUUCGUGAUGAACGAAGCGGAGUUCGAGCGUCGAGCGGAGACCAACUCCGCGAUGUUCCGCGACAAGAUCAAGCAGCGGAACCCCGGAAAGAGCAGGGCGGAGGGCCCGGAGGCCGAACGGAACGGGCCGGCGCACGAGCUGCUGGGACGGUUACGGGCGCAAGAGGUCGGGAAAAGCCAUUUCACCUACAUUGUACUCACAUUGCGGGAUCAGCACGUGGAGUGGUUCAGCAACCACGACAAGGGGUCGCUGAAGCGAGAGCUGGCUUCGAUUUACCAUUACUACCUUCACCCUGAACACUGCCCGGGUGGUAUCCAAAGGGAUGACGACAUGCCGAGCUCCUUCGAGGACAACAACCGUGCUGGUGCUGACGGCCGGGGGGAGGAAGGGGCUGCGAGUUCUACCACACACGGCGACCCCGGCGGACAGGGAAGCGGCGCAAUCGGUUCCUCUUCGGGAGGUGGUGGCGGCCAGAGGGCGCUGGAGAUCACGUACACGCGGCGCAAUCGAUCGGGACAACCGGCGGAUGUGUGCCGUUUGGGCGACAUCACCGACGACGUCGAGAGCAGGCGACGGUUGUACUCCCGGUCGGAUGCCAUCAAGGACGAUGUCGAGAGCAGGCUCAACGCUGCACGAAAAGACUCGUUCAUGUUUCACAUGGAAGUGCUCCACCCGAUGGUGAACCCGCGGGACGAGACGAAGCGCCUGCCCGUGACGGUGAGGAGCUUAUUGCCCGACGCUAGCGUCGCCGCAGAAGCUCGACGCGUACCGGUUACGGGGGUGAUCCAUUACUACCCUUACGACGGAGAGAAGGAGACCAGGCCACAAGUUCGGCCCGACGAGGAGGACGACGAGUCGAUCACCAUAGAGGCCUUCUGGGAGGGCCGCUUGGUGCCGGAGAGCCACGCCGCGUGGCUCCCUUUCUUCCCGUCGCACAAGCCGAACAAGAAAGAAAGAGAGGCGCUCGGCACCAGCUGGAGACGACGCAUCAAGGGCAUGCUCUUCUUCGACUGGAACUUCCCCAUCAGCAACAACAAGCUCAAGCUGCAGUUUCUGGAGGGGGACCUCCACACAGCCCUGAACGCGAACUACCUCCCGCCCAAGCAUCCGGCGGUCAUCUACCCCGGGGUGCGGGGACGCAACAUCCAGAAGGAGUUCAGAGAGUGGCUCAUCAAGUGCCACGAGACACUGGACGUGGAGUACCGUUUCGACGACAAGAUGCCCAGCCCGGCGAGCUCCAAGUACAUCAAGUGGAGGACGAUGACCUUCGGGAAAGGCGGGUCGACCUUCACCACCGAGAGCCGCGUCAAGCUUCCCUUCAUGAAGCCCAACGUUUACGGCGUCAUAAACUAUUUCAGGACUGAGAUGGAUGAUGAUGACGAGGAAGGGCCGAAGCAGGGCAUGUUCUGCCUCCAGCGUUCCCCCGAGGAGAUUUUCGGUGACGACGAUGCGGCUUCCAAGCUCUACCCGGUCACGGAGCUGGACCCGCACAAGUCCUUGAUGAAGUCUGACGACUGGGCCAAGGCUCUCUCGACGAUGCGCAAGCAGCUGCCGUCGCGGCUAAACGUUGUGAUGGUCGGGACAGAGCGGCCGCUGCCCAAGAGGCUGACCAUCAGGACUGGCAAGGCGGAAAGCACGAAAGUCAGCGUGCAGAUCUUGGAUGGCAACAAGAAGCCCAUGGUGCAGAUCCCCCAAGGCAAGGCUCUGCGCGCGAUAGAGGUUCUUGAGCGCUUGGGUGAAGACAGAGAACCAGAGCCGGUCCUGAGCUUCCUCGCCAAGCCCUUCACGGGCAAGCAGUACGACAAGAUGUACUUCUUCGACCCCAUGAACAUCAAGGAGCCGGGGGACUACACCUGGACGGUGGCUAUUGCGAAGGAGGGCGCCUCGAUCAAGAACAAGUCCGAGAGGCUCCUGUCCGUGACAUGCAACAUCACGGUCCUGCCCGGCAACCCUACCAAGUCCUUCCUAGAGGGGGAUGACUGGGAUGUGUCCCUCCCUCUGGGAGACCCGUGCUGGCUGCCAGCGUUCGCAGUGAAGCUCCGCGACGCGAGCAAGUGCGUGUGUCCGAUGCGGGCCUACAAGUCCGUGACGGUCUCGUGCUCGGAGCCCGGGGCUUUCGACAUCAAGCACGCCUCCUCCGGCUCCGCGACGCACGAGAUGGCUCUGGGGAAGGCGACGAGCGACUCCGCGGGCCCCCUGGAGUACGAUGACCAUUCGUGGCGGCUUGUUCCGAAGCAGGCGGGCCUGCUGUCGGCGGCGGAGUACCGCACCCGCGCCAUCGAGUUCGAGGUCUCCGUGGUGGCUCACAUGCAGCAGGACAGGCAGCAGGACGAGGACGAGAAGGUCUUCAAGAACACGUUCGAUGCCACUUUCGAGCCCGGCAAGCCGACGGAACUGGUGCUGCUGUCCCCAGCCUCCGACAGCGACAGCGGCCCCGUGAUGACUGCGGAUGCGGGGAGCAGCCUGCCGGCGUUCUCCCUGGGGGCGAUGGACGCCUGCGGGAACCGGACGGCGCCCCCUCACAACGAAGCGUGGCAGGUCAGCCUCGAAAUCACGGCCGCGAGCGCGGGCGACGCCGGCGAGGUAGGUCCCGAGUUCGCGGGCCCGGCGAGGCAGAGUGUGGCUGCCGGGGCGGCGAGCUUCAAUGAUUCCGUGGUCAAGUGGCACCGGCCGCUCAAGUCGGACGGAGAGCUUGCGGUGGUGGACGCUACGCUUUUGGUCGGCACUAGCGGCAAGGACAUGAAGCAAGUGGCCUCGACGUCCUUCACGGUGCGCGUGAUGCCUAGCAAGGUCCCCUUCCGGGCCGUCGUCUGCCUCGACGGCACCGCCUGGCCGGACCCCGAGGAAGCGGAACACGCGCCGGCGGCGGGGACGGGGGCGGCCAAGGCCGCCGACGCGGUCGGGGUGAGACGCGCGUAUGCCGCCGGCGGGGAGAUCUCCGGGCUGCACCUGCGGCUCUACGACCAGGGCGGGAGCGAGCUUGUGGUGGGCAAGGACACGUUCGAUGCUUCCAACAAGGAGGCCGUUACCUGCAGCUGGGAUGCCGCCUGGCGGUGGCCCCCGAAGACUGCCGAAAUGGGGCUGGGGUACGACGUUCUGCCCGACUUGAAGGUGCCGACCCAGCUGUCGAGACUGGAGAACGGCAUCCACCACGCCAAGGUCGUCGUCACCCCGAGGGCUGUCGGCGGGUGGCCACUGACUCCGCUCCCGGCGACCUUUGCGUUCGCGGUGCAAGCAGGACCGGUUGCUCGAUGGAUGGCAGUGAAGCCCUCGGCGGGCGGCAACAUCACGGACAACAUCACCCCUCUCGAACUCACCAGCGGCGGCGACGCCAAGGCGUGCCACGAGGCUCUCAAGGCGGUUGUUAAAGGCUUCGUUCCCGUCGACAGUUAUGGGAACUUGGUCAAGAACGUGCCCAGAGCACCCGAGAUCAGGAUCGAGGGCAUGCCACUUACGAACCUGUUGCCGGAGCACCAGUGCAAGCUCAUGAAGCCCUCCAAGGUGAACGGCCACUACCACUUCCCCCGCAGCCUCAACCUUGAAGGCCCCCCCGGUCAGAGCGGUCACAUUCUCAUCAUGGGCUCCAGCAGCGAAGGCUCCGCCAACGGAGGCGGAGAUCAGGGGGGCGGGGCGGCGGCGGGCGGCGUCGUGGACGAGACGCGCGUGCUGCGCCUGCCGGUGUCGAUAAGGGCGGGGCCCCCGGUGCAGCUGCUGAUCCGCUCUCCCGAGCUAGGGGUCGAGCAGUUCACCAGAGAGAUACGGGCGACGCAGCUGUCGGGCUUCACGGUGAGCGACCUUGAGGUGCAUCUGGUGGACAAAAACGGCUUCGAUGCCCACAUAGGCCCGAAAGGCGUCAGGCUCUUGGUGACGCCACGCGACGCCCUGCCGUCUGAAGGCGGCGGCAGCGGCAGCGGCGGGCUCGGCUCUCCCCGUGGCCGGAGAAGCGCCUCUUCGUCGUCGAACUCCUCGUCCGGAAAGAAGGACCUGUCGAAGCGAGCCACCAACGAGCCGCAGGUAACCAUGCCCAAGUUCUCCCUCGACCAGAAUGUUCUGGGAGGGGAUGAACAGGCCUCUGGCAAGACCAGCAAGAGCGUAGAGCGGGCACAGAGGGAGAGGGCUGCGAGGGUUGCGAAGGAGGGGGUGGCGCUGCUGGUGCGCGCGGAGGUGGCUGACCUGGACGUUGAGGCGGCGACCAUCUACUGGACAAGGCAGAGGACCUGUGCCGUUACAAAGGUGAAUCUCGCCGCGUUGUCGCCGCCGCCAGCUCCGACGACGACGCCAUCCUCUCCGUCGGAGCCUACCCUACAGGAGCCCACGAUGCUCGGCUCGGUCAUCGGGCAGAGAGCCAGGAGGUACGGGCUCGUGAGGCCGGCGGACGGUCCCCUCCCGUCCUUGGUGGUUUGGUUCGAGACGGACAACAACAGCCCGUGCGAGCCGCCGCCUGACAGCGUCACCUUCACCGUAACCUCCGUUUCGAGCACAGCCGGAUCCCACGACUUGUACAACGCGCGUGAGAAGCUUCUCCGGACACAAAGCAACCUGUACCACCCGCCGGUACCAGCGCCCGCGAGCUUGGGCAAGGACCACGCUUUGGUUUUCCAUCCCAAGAAGGAUGUCAUGGACCAGGACGUCGGGGAGCACUACAUCUCGUGUACGUACUCAGAGCGUAGGCCGCUGGCGACACAGGGCACCCAGGGCGAGGGGGAUGAGAGGGUGCAAGAGAUGACCCUACGCGUGGUCGCAGGUGCACCCGCAAAGCUGGAGCCCAUGUCGGACGACGCCAACCUGUUCCACUCUCUGAGCGCCAGCAACCAGACGCCUAUGAACCCGAACGAUGACGAGGCCAAGCACGCGAGGCAGCUGGUCGAGAAGACCUUCCGCUUCACGGCCAACGACUGCCGCGGGAACCUCGCCGGCACCAUCAAGGGCCCCGUGCGUAUGCGGAUUGAGAACGUGGACGGGGUGGACGUGCCGCCGUCGGAGAUGCCUUGGCUGGAGGAUUCCGACGCCGACGGUUACGUCUUCGCCGAGCCAACCGCGACCGGGGUGUUCCUGUUCGAGGAGAACUGGCUGCAGCCCGGGGUCGGGUCGAGAGAAGCGGACUACAAGCUGGUGGUGGACAGCGCGGGCGACCCCGAGCUGCAGCCGUGGAGCACCAACUUCCGGUUCGAGACCGAUGAGAAGCGGCUCACCUCCAUCCGAGAGGUCAAGGCGCGCCUGAAGCCUCUCGAGGACAAAGUCGACCGUUUCAACGCGGCCCUACACGCGGCGGUAACACGGCAGGAGAUGGCGCUCGCAAACGCCAAGGAUUCCGCGAGGGACCUCCCCCGGAGCUUGGCAUCGUCGAUUGACCUGGACAGCCAAGACUACUCUGCGUGCAUGAACGAGGCAAAGCGGUUGCUGAAGACGUUCGAGGAGGAGCAGCGCGGUCGGCUGAGCCAGCAGGCCAGGCCCCUCAAGUUCGAGCAUGGCAGAAUGCGCCCCGAAGACGAGGAGGCGAUCAAGCCCGUCGGGUACAUCGCCCAGCUCGGGUAUGUGCAAGACGAGUAUCGAGCGAAGCUCCUGUCCCAGAAGUGCGGGAGCAAGAUGAAGGCGGUUUACGUGGAGACCAAGAAGCAGCUCGACAUGGUGCGGAAGGCGCAGGCCGGCGGGUUCUGCCAAGAGACCGUCCCAAACUUCAGGGUUCCAGGAGAGUCCAGGCCGCGGAACGCCGCAGAAAUUGCUUCGAAGAAGCUCCCUCUCCGCGCGCUGAAGGACAAGGGGUUCAAGGGCUACCUUGCGAACAUGAUCGAGGCGAGUGAGGCGCUCCCGGAGGACCAAGAGCACCUUCGCGACACCCUCUUCAGCGCCCUCUAUGGUUCGGUGGUGAUGUUCGAUACACACGACAACGCCCACGCGUACCAGGUCCGGUGCAAGAAGGUCGGAACGUUCUCCCUCCCGAUCCUCGUGGAAGAAGAUGGGGCCUCGCUGGAGCGGAACGGUUACAUGCCUCCCGCCAAGGACCCCGACAGCCUAAACAGGCUUAGGAUCGUCUACGGUGCCAUGCCACCUCACCUCACGCCCGAGUACGUGAAGACGGAGCGGUUCGUCAAGCAGCUCAAGAACCUUAUCCCCGCGCUGGAGCAAGUGCUCGAGGCGACAGCCGAGGUUUCGGAGGUGGAGAGCGGCCAUGACGCAGACCGGUGGCGCCAGGAGAUCAGCUCCCUUACGAAAGAGCUGGACGACCUCACGUCAUGCGGGACUCCUUCCAAGAGGGGAGGAGGAGCGGGAGGCAGGAGUGCCGGGAAAGUGACCAGGGCAAACGGUGGUGGCGGCAGCAGCAGCAGCAGCCUGGGCAAGCGCAACGGCAGCACCGGUGGAGGGAGGGCCAGCAGCGGCGGCAGUGGGAAGUCGUCCAAGCGGAGGAAGUCUUCGGAGGCGGCGGCGGGGGCGGGGACGGUGGCCGGUGGCCGGCCGGUGAAGCGGUCACGCUCCCGGCGAUAGAUUGUAGGGAUGGCGGAUGUCGGCUCACGAGCAUGUCGCGCCGAAGGGCCGCAGGGGGGUCGGUGUCUUCGGUUCUACCUACGGGUUUGUCCUAGUUGUUGUUUUGGUUGUACAUGCCGAGUGGUCCCAGGGUCGUUGUUUUGGUUCUCCACGUACCGGGAUCUGAUUGGCCGAAGAUCCUCGGACAACGUUCGUAGCCAGGGUCGAGACUUGAGGACGUUUGCCCGUAGUUAUCCGACGGCGUCAUUAUUGUUGUUUUGGUUCUGCACACAUACAUCCACAUGGGUGAUUUUUCCGACAACCUACGGGGAUGGCGGUGCGUGGCGAUAUCGUUAAGGUCGAGACUCGAGACAGGAUUUUCGCCCGCUGUUGUCCCAGCGGUCUUGUCGUGUUUUGGUUCUGCACACACACAACGAAAUCUGAUUGGCCGAAGGUCCUUGGAUGGCGGUGCGUGGCGUUGUGGUGAGACUGUAGCCGAUGAUCGGUGUGUCUCAUGUCGGCUCUUUGACUGUUUCCUGUGCAUACGAGGAGGAGGCGGGCAAUCUCCCGGUCGGCUCUUACGUUUCUGGCACGACACAUACUGGUAAGUGGUGUGCGGGAGGGGGUUGGGUAGCAUACGUGGGGUAGCACAUUCUGCUUGCCUGGUUGCUUGAUUGCCAUGAUGACGGUGAUCCGCUGUUGGCGAACAUGGCCAAAUGAUGGAGAGCAUCGCUUGUGUACAUCUCGCCGCUUGGUGGCUGCUUUCAGGUUCGCCCACUGCGUCGGAUGUUGAUGCGUUUGUUUUGCGUAUUUUUCCGGAAGUUCCCGUGGUAGGCCAACGUGCGAGGGUCGAUCGGGAAGAGCGGCUGUGCAUCAUGAGAGUAGUACAGGAGAGGAUUAUUUUUUUAGGUGAAAGCGGAAAGACACCGGGAAGUCACUGUCUGAAUGCAGGAAGUUCCGAUGCAUAGGUCGACGGCGAAGGGUCGGUGAGCACCAUCGGUAGUAGUUGAAAAGGGUUGUUUGUUGUUGUGUCAGUCGUUUAAGGUGUAAAGCGCGGGGGAGUUUUGCUUGGAGUUUGAUAUUUUGUGUAUAACAUCGUUUACAUCGAAAUUGAAAGAGAAUAUUUUCAUGGUGCAUAGGUCACGUCACGAGAUCCUUAAUGUAAACGGGAACGAAAGGAAGCGGCUUAACUGUAGUGCGCAGUCGAGAGCGCAAACGCACGCAUAGUUUUCGCGGGUUGGUGUGCGUCGUGUUUUUUUCGUGUUCUGGGAAUUCUUGCUUUCGUUUCCAGCGGUGGAUGAGCACGUGUGCUACUACCGGUCGUUGUGGUAUUUGUGGGAUGUUUUAAGGUCGCAGUUACUUGCUUACGUUUGACGACACGUAUUUUUGAUCGAGCGCGCGCACCCGGACUCGCGUGGGACAAGCAGCCGUCGAGAGCCCGGAGGGCGGGCAGCAGAAGAAAAGAAAGACAUGAACUCUUGGUGUUGUUCCUCUACUUCCAAGGUACAAGCA
Messenger RNA from Ectocarpus sp. CCAP 1310/34, 8544 nucleotides. NCBI's taxonomy places the organism in Eukaryota, Phaeophyceae, Ectocarpales, Ectocarpaceae. The record is from the annotation of a GenBank genome assembly.